Molecule: messenger RNA, 1916 nt
Organism: Medioppia subpectinata
Lineage: Eukaryota; Metazoa; Arthropoda; Arachnida; Sarcoptiformes; Oppiidae
Source: the annotation of a GenBank genome assembly
CUAAAACCGGUGGCGAAGCUCUUCGAGCGUUUAGAUCUCACAUUAAAAGUCGUUUAGAGAUGGCUUUAAAUCACGCCGUACUCAAAGAGGAGGCCAUUCGGGUUCAGACAUCGAUCGACACCAUUAUUAACGUAAUUUACAACAAUCCUAACGUAUUAGACGCCGGUUCCCGCGACUUCUCCUUCACUUUGGCCCGACUAUUCAUCGCAACCACACUCUUGGAGUCCUCGUGUUUGGUCGGAUCCACAGACUUGGAUGAGAUAACAGCUCUUAGAUGGUGUAAAAGCCAAGAUUUGACGCCUUUUCUCACAAACUAUGGACUCAAUUACUAUAACAAGCAAUCCAUCGAAACCAAUUGGAUCCCAUUCUCGAGACCCAAAUACGGCAACUUUACGCAAGAGAUGCCACAACUGGACAAUCAGUUCACUUCGGAUCCAUUCCUUCAGAAGUAUUUGCAAAGAGUUCUCCCAAAAGAAAUGUAUAACGAGAUUAGCGGCGAUUUGAGCCGAUUUGGCGGUCGUGUGGCCACAGAUAUCAACCAAUUGGGACUCGAGUGCGACAAACAUUUGCCAAAACUGAUCCAACAGAACGCUUGGGGGCAGACAUGCAAUGAUCUCUAUGUGUGCAGCGCUUGGAAACAACAGAAGACAGUGUCGGCCGACGAGGGAAUUGUGGCCAUCGGUUACGAACGCAAAUACCACGAGUUCUCGCGUUUGUAUCAAUUCGCCAAACUCUUCCUCUACGCCCCCUCUUCUGGUCUGUACUCGUGUCCCAUCGCUAUGACAGACGGCGCGGCCAAGACUAUUGAGUCACUCAAACUCACUGACCAAUCGUUUUACGAGGAUAUUUACCACCGACUGACCACUCGUGACGCCAACACGUUCUACACGUCCGGCCAAUGGAUGACCGAAAAGGGCGGCGGAUCUGAUGUCGCCGGCGGAACUGAGACAGUGGCCGUCUCUAUUGGUCGAGACAUGUUUAAACUCUACGGAUAUAAAUGGUUCUCUUCGGCCACCGACGCGGACAUAGCGUUAACAUUGGGCCGAAUCGCCGACGAAGAGGGAAACGUAUUACAAGGAACGCGUGGUUUGACUCUGUUUUUCCUGAAGAUCAGAGACGAUGCGACCAAACGGUUGAAUGAAAUUGAUAUGAUUCGCCUCAAAGACAAAUUAGGCACUCGUCAGGUGCCCACCGCUGAACUACUAUUGGACGGCACUAUUGCUCAUAAAAUGUCCGAAGAGGGCAGAGGUGUGGCCGCAAUCGCUAAUAUGUUGCAAAUCACUCGCAUUCAUAAUGCCAUUGGAAGCGCCGCUUAUAUGAGAAGAAUAAUAAGUAUUGCCAGAGAUUACGCUCAAAGACGAAAAGCAUUUGGAAAGCCUAUCAGUGAUUAUCCAAUUCAUAUGCAAACUCUGGCCCGAAUGGACGUCGAGGCAAAGGGUGCCUUUAUGUUAGCGUUUGAGAAUGUGCGACUAUUGGGCAAACAAGAGAUGGGGUUGACUUCGGAUGAAGAGAAUUUGGUUUUGCGUUUAUUGAAUCCAAUCUCAAAGCUGUUUGUUUGCAAACAAUCGCUUUCGACAAUAUCUGAAGGACUGGAAGCGUUCGGAGGACAGGGAGCUAUGCUGUUUGUUUGCAAACAAUCGCUUUCGACAAUAUCUGAAGGACUGGAAGCGUUCGGAGGACAGGGAGCUAUGGAGGACACGGGACUGCCUGUUAUGCUCAGAGAUUCGCAAAUAUUUACCAUAUGGGAGGGAACAACCAAUAUAUUGUCUUUGGAUGUGUUGCGAGUGUUGGCUAAAACCGGUGGCGAAGCUCUUCGAGCGUUUAGAUCUCACAUUAAAAGUCGUUUAGAGAUGGCUUUAAAUCACGCCGUACUCAAAGAGGAGGCCAUUCGGGUUCAGACAUCGAUCGACACCAUU